Sinocyclocheilus rhinocerous is the source of this 1747-nucleotide messenger RNA. RefSeq names its product phosphorylase b kinase gamma catalytic chain, skeletal muscle/heart isoform-like. The transcript has 10 exons. NCBI's taxonomy places the organism in Eukaryota, Metazoa, Chordata, Actinopteri, Cypriniformes, Cyprinidae. Gene Ontology annotation, biological process: protein phosphorylation; glycogen metabolic process. The coding region runs from base 179 to 1363 and encodes 394 amino acids. The record is from RefSeq and is a predicted model, not a curated record. Gene Ontology annotation, cellular component: phosphorylase kinase complex. Gene Ontology annotation, molecular function: calmodulin binding; ATP binding; phosphorylase kinase activity.
UUCACAUUUGCCCUUUCGGCGCUGUGUUGUUGACGGCAGCAGACCCGUCGUAUCUCUCCCGGUAUAUUAACGAGGGGAAGUCUGGAACAUGGACUGACCGCCGACUGCACGAGCCGAAGGACCGCAGCACUGUUGAACCGCGGGAUUAAUACCGAUUCUAGAAGGUGAGUUUAUAAUAAUGACCAAAGAAGAUGAAAUUCCUGACUGGGCUGGAUCACAGGACUUCUAUGAGAAGUAUGAUCCAAAGGAGAUCCUUGGAAGAGGGGUGAGCAGUGUGGUUCGACGCUGCAUCCAUAAGCGCGUCGCUCAGGAAUAUGCAGUCAAGAUCAUAGACAUCACGCCGUCAGAUAAGAUGAGCCCUGAGGAGAUCGAGGAGAUCAGAAAUGCCACAAUAAAGGAGAUAGACAUCCUCAAGAAAGUGUGUGGCCAAGAAAAUAUCAUUCAACUGAAGGAUUCCUUUGAAACUAAAGCUUUCUUCUUCUUAGUGUUUGACUUAAUGAAGAAAGGAGAGCUUUUUGAUUACCUAACCGAGAAGGUUACACUCAGUGAAAAAGAGACAAGGAAGAUUAUGCGGUCCCUGUUGGAGGUGGUUCAGUUCCUUCACUCUCAGAACAUUGUGCACAGAGAUCUAAAGCCAGAAAACAUCCUUCUGGAUGACAACAUGAACAUCAAACUCACUGAUUUUGGCUUUGCUGUGCAGAUUGCACCAGGACAAAAACUUAAUGAGGUUUGUGGAACGCCAGGCUAUCUAGCCCCGGAGAUCAUCGAAUGCUCUAUGGAUCCUCACCACCAGGGUUACGGGACCGCCGUCGAUCUCUGGAGUGCAGGGGUGAUCAUGUACACCCUUCUUGCAGGUUCUCCUCCUUUCUGGCACAGGAAGCAGAUGCUAAUGCUGCGCAUGAUCCUGGCGGGAAGCUACCAGUUCACCUCUCCGGAGUGGGACGACCGUUCAGACACUGUCAAAGACCUGAUCUCCAGGUUGUUGGUGGUGAAUCCUGAGGCACGUUACACUGCCAUAGAUGCCUUAAACCACCCUUUCUUCCAGCAGUAUGUGGUCGCAGAGGUGCGACAUUUCAGCCCAUACAGGAAGUUCAAGGUAAUCUGCAUGACAGUUCUGGCAACAAUGCGCAUUUACUGCAAUUAUCGACGUGCCAAGCCAGUUACCAAAGAAGUGAUCAAGAGUGACCCCUAUGCAGUAAAGCCUAUUCGCAAACUCAUCGAUGCCUGCGCAUUCAAGAUUUAUGGACACUGGGUAAAGAAGGGCCAGACACAGAACAGAGCUGCCCUGUUUGAGAAUAGUCCAAAAGCUAUUUUGCUUUCUCUAGCAGCGGAAACAGAUGAUUCAUCUCUCAGAAUGAUGUAAUAUACACACUACUGAAAACUACACAGGAUAACAUGUUCAAGAAAUGAGUAUGACAUCGAAACCUCAUAAUGCACGAUUCCAAUAUUUCUCAUAUGAGAGUAAAUAUGCCCUUUCAUUUUAUUAAUUUUGCCCUGAUGAGUUGCAUAAUUUGCUGCCAACUUUUAAAUGCUGUUACUGAAAGCCUGGAUACCUGAAGUUCUCAUGCUAAUUCAGGUCAUGUUUAUUUAUUCUUAUAUAUGAUAAAUGCUUUGAAAUAUUAAAAGAAAACAAAUUAGCCAUUAUGAAACAAAAUGUGUAAACUGAUUUUAUGGUGUUGUAUAAUGUGGGGUGCUAUAGUACAUCCAGAUCUUUCCAAUACAAAUGUUGGUAAAAAAGCCUGUUUCU